Molecule: messenger RNA, 504 nt
Organism: Trichomonas vaginalis G3
Lineage: Eukaryota; Parabasalia; Trichomonadida; Trichomonadidae
Exons: 1
Coding region: 1-504 (167 amino acids)
Source: RefSeq, a predicted model, not a curated record
AUGUAUAGACAAAUACCUUUAUCUGUUGCGUUCAGUAGUGAAAACCCUGACGUCAAAAUAAAGGGGAACAGAGUAACGUUUAAGUUUCCAACAGACUGGAUUGUGAACAUAAAUGAAGAGAAGUACAUUGGCAUAACAAAUAUGUAUAUAACACGUGCUUACAGAAAGGUUGAGUUUAUACUUCAAGUCGAGAUAGAAAAUGACGAACCGUCUUUAAGCGCCCAAAACAUUCACAUAUACAAAUACUUUAAAGACGAUACAACGUUAGAAGACUGUAUAAUUACAUUUUACGAAAAUUUUCAAAAUAGGCUCAACAUUGAAGUACAAACUUUACAGCCUUUACGUGAUUUUCUCGCACAACUGAAAGAAGAAGGUAGUCAGCCACAACUUAUGGCUUUUCGUUAUGAAUUUAAUGAAAAUGAAGAUGGAACACAUGACUGUCAAUUCAUUAUAUAUUCACCAUUCAAUGAAGUCGCUGAAGAGAAAAAAAUCCAUUACGUAUAA